CAAAACUAAUCUCUUGUAGGUGACUUAAUUGAUGCUAUGCUACUCCAGUUUUAGUGGUAAAUUCACAUUUCUAUCCAGAGUAGGGUGACACUGACUUAACUUCAGUCUUAGUGUACUUAUUUUUAAGUACACUGUGAAAAAGAGGACAUGUCUCAGCAGGCUGACAAACCUCUUACUUAUCUGGGAGGAGUCACGGAGGAUGUUUACAUUUGUGGAACUUCAUACAAAUGCUUAAGAUUAGUUCAUAAGUGGAAAGGAUUCCAGCAGCGCUCGCCAUCCUGGAGGUGUAGACCUGCAAGAUGUACUGCUAUGAGAGACCUGUCAACUAUCUGAGCUGGGGGAUCAUCCUGAUAGGACUUGGCCACCUGGUCUAUCAUAAAAAGGCACAGACCUCCUAUGGACGCUACAUGACACACUCUACUCAAGCAAGGAUGGUACCUGCAAAACUAGCCUGGUUUUUCCAGGAGAUGCCAGCUUUCCUGAUCCCACUACUUUUGAUGCUGUCUUCACACAAAACAUCCAGUAUGGGGAAAUACCUGUUACUAACAACUUUUUGUUUGCAUUACUUUCAAAGGACAUUUAUCUAUUCAUUGCUGACCAGAGGACAGCCUUUCCCACUGGAUGUGAUGGUGGCAGCAUGUUUCUUCUGCCUGAUGAAUGGCUUCUUGCAGGGUCACUACCUGCUGCAUUGUGCCAACUUUGAUAAUGAAUGGUCAACUGCUUAUCAUUAUAAAAUCGGAUUACUGAUGUUUUAUGUUGGAAUGGCCAUCAACAUACACAGUGACUGUAUAUUACGCAACCUGAGGAAACCAAAAGAAGUAGUUUACAAAAUACCUACAGGAGGUCUGUUUGAAUAUGUGUCUGGUGCCAACUACUUAGGAGAGAUUGUGGAGUGGUUUGGCUAUGCUUUGGCAACCUGGUCCCUUGUGACACUCUCAUUUGCCGUGUUUAGUUUCUGCGUUAUUGGACCAAGAGCCUAUUAUCAUCACAGGUUUUAUCAGGAGAAAUUUAAGGGAUACCCUAAGUUUCGAAAGGCUUUGAUUCCAUUUGUCUUCUGAGAGAAAAAACACUUGUCUGUCAACUUGCUGAAGCAGAAUGAAUAAAACAUCUCCAGAAGACGAGUGCACAAAUUAGCAUUUGUUGUGGUUUUUUAACAAAUUGCAAUGCACAAGAAUCUGUUUAGAUCUUGAAUGUGGUUUUAAUACUGUGCAAAAUCCAUAAUAAUCACUACAUAUUUUAUCUUGAAAGGUUUUGUAAAGCAUUCAUU
This is a messenger RNA of Melanotaenia boesemani (Boeseman's rainbowfish), 1267 nucleotides long. RefSeq names its product steroid-5-alpha-reductase, alpha polypeptide 2b (gene srd5a2b). Gene Ontology annotation, molecular function: 3-oxo-5-alpha-steroid 4-dehydrogenase activity. NCBI's taxonomy places the organism in Eukaryota, Metazoa, Chordata, Actinopteri, Atheriniformes, Melanotaeniidae. Gene Ontology annotation, cellular component: membrane. The record is from RefSeq and is a predicted model, not a curated record. Gene Ontology annotation, biological process: steroid biosynthetic process. Bases 300 to 1058 code for a protein of 252 amino acids. The transcript is spliced from 5 exons.